AUGCCCCGAUGGGCGGCCUCAUCGUUUAUCCUUUUGCCGCUUGGUUGCUUCUUGUCACCGGACACACAAGCUUUUGCAGGGGCGCGCAGGGCCCUGAGCGAGAAGAUUUUGGAGCUUCGUUUGGGCCUACAGGUUCCGCCCUCUGUGAAGGAUGGCCUGUUCAAGAAUGAUAGCCCUACGAACUUCCUUGUCAUAGGCAACUCGGGCGUGGGCAAGAGUGCAAUACUGAACUGUUUGAUCGGGGACGAGGGCGUGCUGUUCCCGUCCGGAAUAAGUAUGUGUGAGGGAAUGACGAAGGGAUGCUGUCCACAGAGGAGGGACCAGCACCGAUUCAUCGACACACCUGGCAUGGGAGACCCAAGCAUACCGCCAGAGAGGACUGCAGAUGAGAUCACCAUGGCACUAAAGUUCGAUGGGCGCUACAAAGUCAUCUUCGUCCUCACGCUUGAGCACGGGCGACUCGAUGCUGGGCAAUUGGCCACCAUGAAGCUCGUCCUCGAUGCUGCCCCCAUCAAGAAAUACGGCGUGCUCCUGAAUCAGCUGACGGGCCCUGUGUACGAGAAGUUGAGCCAGAAGCAUGAGUUUGAGCGCCUGAUCGAAAUCAUCAAUAUGAACAUGCCAAAAGGAAAGACAGCAAGGAACCCGCGCUUUGUACAGCUGAUGCACGAGGACCUCCUGCUGCGAGAUGCAACGAACAAAGUGGUGAAUCUGCCGGAAGAGGUGGUCAGGUUCAUACAAGCUGUUCCUGGUGUACACCUCGCCAAAAAGAGGGUGGAGGCUGUGAGGACCAACUUGUGGGACAAGGAGAAGCAAGCCAUGCAGACAAGGUUGCAGAAGAUCGAUGACCGGCUCAGCUGGGUGAGAAUGUGGGUCGUGCGGAUUUCCUUUGCAGUGCUUGUAAAAUCCGGCUUGAGAAGACUUCGGCGAAAACUUGACCCGUUCUAUUAA
This is a messenger RNA of Symbiodinium natans, 948 nucleotides long. The record is from the annotation of a GenBank genome assembly. Lineage: Eukaryota; Dinophyceae; Suessiales; Symbiodiniaceae.